Aaosphaeria arxii CBS 175.79 is the source of this 1047-nucleotide messenger RNA. RefSeq names its product glycoside hydrolase family 18 protein. Gene Ontology annotation, cellular component: extracellular region. The coding region runs from base 1 to 1047 and encodes 348 amino acids. The record is from RefSeq and is a predicted model, not a curated record. Lineage: Eukaryota; Fungi; Ascomycota; Dothideomycetes; Pleosporales. Gene Ontology annotation, molecular function: chitinase activity. The transcript is spliced from 5 exons. Gene Ontology annotation, biological process: carbohydrate metabolic process.
AUGCGGUUCUUCGUCAUGGGUCCUUUCUCAAUCCUAUGUCUACUCUCUGCCAUGGUGAGCGUAGUUUUUGCUGGUUUCAAUACCAAUAGCAAAAGCAAUAUCGCUAUAUACUGGGGUCAAAACUCUGCUGGUACACAACAAACUCAACAACGGUUAUCAACAUACUGCAACAAUCCAGAUGUCGAUGUCAUCAUACUUUCCUUCCUACUCCGCUUCAGCGGCACGGGAGGCCAGCCUGUCUUGAACUUUGCCAACCAAGGCGACCGCUGCACACUCUUCGCCGGCACUGAACUUUUUCGAUGUCCUGAGAUAGAGGCCGAUAUACAAACAUGUCAAUCCCAGAGCAAAACCAUCCUCCUCUCCCUCGGCGGUGACGCUUACACAGAGGGUGGCUUCACCAGCGCAGCUGCCGCAACUGAAGGGGCCAACAAAAUCUGGGCCAUGUUCGGCCCUGUCCAGUCCGGAUCCACCGUCCCUCGCCCAUUUGGUAGCGCUAUUCUUGAUGGUUUCGAUUUCGAUUUUGAAGCCAAUGUCUCCAAUAUGGCUGUCUUCGGCAACCGUCUUCGCACUCUCUUCUCCUCCGUCAGCAAGAAAUUCUACCUCACUGCCGCACCACAAUGUCCAUUUCCAGACUGGUAUAACAAAGACAUUAUCGACAAUGUUCCACUCGACUUUCUCAAUGUGCAAUUCUAUAACAAUGGCUGUGGAGCGAGCAGUUAUGUUCCCGGACAAGAACAACAAUGGAACUUCAACUUUGAUCAAUGGGACACCUGGGCCAAGAGCGCCUCCAAGAACCCGAAUGUGAAAGUACUCCUCGGCGUUCCAGCAAACACAGGAGCAGGACGUGGAUACCUGACUCCUAGUGCUUUAGCCCCCGUCAUACAGUACUCAUCGAAAUAUUCUAGCUUUGCAGGUGUCAUGAUGUGGGAUGCCAGCCAAGCAUGGCAGAAUCCAGGAUUCAUCUCCAACGUAAAAAGCACUUUGAGAUCGCUUGCGAAGAUGAAGAGACAGCUGAGAUGGGGACGCCGCGCCAUCGACAUUGUAUAA